AAGCACCUGACAGCAGAGGAUGGGAGAAGAAGAGGACAGUCAGAGAGAGGAAAGGAUUGGCAGAGGCACAGAAGAAAGGAAAAACAGGAUGAGGCUGCAGUCUAAUCCUCAAUAUUUGGACUCAGGACCAAAGACACAGCAAGACCUUUAUCUGGGCUUUCUAACCAAGCAACACCUGAUAAUGAUAUCUGUGGCUGUUGGACUUGUCUUCCUGCUGAUUAUCAUUACUGUCUCAGCUGUGGUGCUCACCAAGAAGUCAGGCUCCUCAGCUCCUCUUCCCUCCAUUUCUACUGGUGGAGACAUGCUGGACUUCCUAGUUCAGUCUGGUGAUAUUAGCAAACCUGAUGGUCUGUUGGCUACCUGGUUUCACAGAGCCAACAGCAAGGAGGAAAUGAAAAGAGCUUUAGCAAGUGAAUUCAUGAUCCUGGAAGCUGAUGUCACUGUAGAGGGUCAUGGAACACCCGGUGAAAAGCCAAUCCCUAUUAUGGCCCACCCUCCUGACAUCUAUAGUGACAACACGCUGGACCAAUGGUUGGAUGCAGUAUUGGCCUCAAGAAAAGGCAUAAAGUUGGAUUUUAAGUCUCUGGAAUCAGUGGGUUUGUCAUUAGACAUACUUACUCAAAAGAAUAGCAGCAGAGGAAUAAACCAGCCUGUGUGGCUUAAUGCAGACAUUCUCCAAGGUCCCAACGUACCGAACUUUCUGCCUCCAGUUAAUGGAACCAGAUUUCUGCAGUUGAUUCAGGAGAAAUUUUCAGCUGUGACUUUGUCUCCUGGAUGGAAGGUAGCCUAUGCUCCUCCACUUUUCAUUGAAACCUACACCAGGUCCAUGGUGGAAGACAUGUAUGAUAUGAUCAAAAACGUCCCACAAAAGGUCACAUUCCCAGUCCAUGCCCUGUUGGUUCGCAGUGGCUGGCAGCACAUCAGCUGGCUCCUCAGCCAGUCACCACGUUUCAGUCUGACCUUGUGGCAGGGUUCAUUUCAUCCAAACAUCAGUGACCUACUGUUCAUCCGCGACAACACCCACCCUGCCAGAGUCUACUAUGAUAUAUAUGAACCAACACUGUCUGCAUUUAAACAAGCUGCAAGGCAGCAGGGCCGUCUGAGGAGAUUCUAUCCUGGAGGAGAUGUGAUGGACUUCCUCUGUCCAACUCACAAUUCAGUCACCAACUUCUUGUCCACAGCCACACAAUGCAACAGCCUAGCUGUCCACUGGUUUACAGUCUCUGACCAGACCUCCCUACUGGCUCAGCUCUCAGAUGGCGCUGGUGGUAUGUUGGUGGUUAGGGUGGUUUCUGACAGCAACCGACCAGGAGUCCCUCUGGUGGAAGGUUCUGGAAAGAGCUCAGAGCCCCUCACACUGCAGGACAUCCUGCACCUAAUUGGACAGAGCGCUAAUGUACCCUGGGGAGUUUACCUCCAAGUCCACACUCAGCAGCUUCUGGAGGCUUCUCUAACACUGCUGCAUUCAGCCUACAGCAGAGAGAAAUUCUACAGGCCUGUUUGGAUCAGUAUGGAGGGUUUACAGAGCAGUGACAACACAAAGGAGUAUGUAUCCACAGUAGAGAGGCUGUUCCCGUACAUCACCCUCGUCCUGAGAGAGCAGAACUGGCCUCCUCAGAUCCCAGCAACAGUGACAAGCUUGUCUCAGAGGGUGGCUCUGCAUCUUAACACAGCAUCAUUGCCCAAGGGAAAGAAGGAACUUAAUUCUCUAAUGGGAAUGAUGGACAGAUAUGACCUUUUAGUGGAGGAGGACACAAAGAGUGGUGCUGAAGCUUUCGCAAUCUUGAAAGGACUCAUGACCCUGCAUACAGAGAGAGCAAACACAAACCUGUAUGUGAUAUCUGACCAGCCCUAACUGAGGAUGGAUAUGAAAAACCUAGAAUUACAUUGCUCAAAAAGGAUAUUUGUGUUAUACAGUUUCCUCUUUAUUUAAUGUGACUAGGCAUACACCGAUCUAUGGAAGCCUAUAGGAGACCUUUUAAAAUGAUCAUUUAAACUUGAAAAUGAAAAUGUAAUUCCACAAUAGUAUUAUAAUUGAAAA
This is a messenger RNA of Xiphias gladius (swordfish), 2041 nucleotides long. RefSeq names its product family with sequence similarity 151 member A (gene fam151a). The transcript has 13 exons. Bases 20 to 1855 code for a protein of 611 amino acids. NCBI's taxonomy places the organism in Eukaryota, Metazoa, Chordata, Actinopteri, Istiophoriformes, Xiphiidae. The record is from RefSeq and is a predicted model, not a curated record.